Messenger RNA from Didymella exigua CBS 183.55, 1146 nucleotides. RefSeq names its product GDP-mannose transporter. The record is from RefSeq and is a predicted model, not a curated record. Lineage: Eukaryota; Fungi; Ascomycota; Dothideomycetes; Pleosporales; Didymellaceae. Bases 1 to 1146 code for a protein of 381 amino acids. The transcript is spliced from 3 exons. Gene Ontology annotation, molecular function: antiporter activity; GDP-mannose transmembrane transporter activity. Gene Ontology annotation, cellular component: Golgi apparatus.
AUGGCCGACGAUAAGAAGAGCGACGACUACGGCAUGAGCUCAGCAAAGGGCUCCCGUGCGCCGUCACCGGUGAGCCGGUCCUCGAAGAGCAGCAGCGGCUCCAUCACAGAAAACCCCGUCAUUGCCAUCCUCUCUUACUGCGGCUCCUCGAUCCUUAUGACGGUGACGAAUAAAUAUGUCUUGUCUGGACGCGACUUCAACCUCAACUUCUUCCUGCUCUGCGUACAGUCGGUUGUCUGUGUUGUCGCUAUCUCCGUGUGCAAGGCGUCUGGAGUCAUCACAUACCGCGACUUCAACUCGGACGAGGCAAAGAAGUGGUUCCCCAUUUCUCUCCUCCUCAUCGGCAUGAUCUACACAAGUACCUGGGCGCUUAAGUUCCUCUCGAUUCCCGUCUACACUAUCUUCAAGAACCUGACCAUCAUCCUGAUCGCCUAUGGUGAGGUGCUCUGGUUUGGUGGCUCCGUUACACCCAUGGCUCUGUUCUCUUUCGGGUUGAUGGUUUUCAGCUCCCUCAUUGCAGCUUGGGCCGACAUUCAGCAUGCGCUCACCAGCGUGGGUCAUGCGACAGAGGCGGCGACAGAUGCUGUCUCUACUCUGCACGCCGGCUACCUGUGGAUGAUGUUCAACUGCAUCUGCAGUGCCACAUUCGUCCUUGCCAUGAGGAAGCGCAUCAAGCUCACCAACUUCAAGGACUUCGACACUAUGUACUACAACAACCUCCUCACCAUCCCCAUCCUCCUGGUCGCCUCCAUCGUCGUCGAAGACUGGUCCCCCGCGAACAUUCAGAAGAACUUCCCCGCGGAUCAGCGCAACGCAGUCAUCUUCAUGAUGGUCCUGUCCGGUCUCUCCUCCGUCUUCAUCUCGUACACUUCCGCCUGGGCCGUCCGUGUCACAACCUCCACAACCUACUCGAUGGUCGGCGCUCUAAACAAGCUGCCUAUCGCGCUCAGCGGAUUGAUCUUCUUCGAUGCGCCCGUCACAUUCGGUAGUGUUUCCGCCAUCUUCUUCGGUUUCGUCAGCGGUAUUGUCUACGCUCUCGCCAAGGUGCGCCAGAACGCCGCGGCCAAGGCCAAGUCCGUACUCCCCGUUUCCAACGUGCCCGUCAGCUCCAGCAGCCAGAGCAUGCGCGACAGCCUCAAGGCAUGA